AUCGACAAGUUUGUGAUUUAAUUUAUGAUUUUCUCUAUGAAUCUCUCACAAUGUGAUUAGUCUUGUAAUUAGCUCAAUUAAGACAACAUGUAUCUUCGUUAUAUUAUACUGGCUACAGCAACUUUGGCCAACUGUCUUGAAUAUGCUCUACGUGAUAAUAUGAGUAUAGCCAUUGUGGCCAUGGUUAACAAUAAUUUAACCUCGAAAGCUGUUGUUAAACCUGAUGAAUUAAACAAUAAAUUUGACUGGUCACCUACAACGCAAGGUUUGAUUCUUGGAGCCUUCUAUUAUGGAUACAUUAUUGCUCACAUGAUCGGAGGUCAAUUUUGUGCAUGGCUUGGACCAAGAUUUUUAGUUUCUCUGUCCAUAUUUUUCUCGAGUCUAUUUACACUACUUAUUCCAUCGGCAGCUUAUCACAGUCCAACCACGGUGGCUGUAGCCCGGUCUCUACUCGGAGUUGUUCAGGGUUUCCUUACACCAUCUUUAUACGCAUUGUUUUCCCAAUGGAUACCUAAACGAGAACGAAGCUUUGCUCUGGCCAUGCUGGUUGUCGGUGGUAAUUGUGGCUCACUGUUUACCAUGUUAAUAUCAGGAUAUUUGGCAGAAAGUUCAUUCGCUGGAGGCUGGCCAUCAGUAUUUUAUGUCCUUGGUUCCGCUGGUUUAGUUGUUCUGUUAAUUUGGAUUUAUGUUGUUCGUAAUGAUCCAGAUUCUCAUCCAACAAUCAGCGAGUCAGAAAGAAAGUUAAUCACCGAAAGUCUUGCCGAGGAGAAUAAAAAUGUCAAUUUAGUUAAUGGAAAUCAUAAAAUACCAUGGACAGCCAUUUUACUUUCACCCGCUGUUUGGGCUGUUGGUAUAGCUAAAUUUGCUGGUAAAUGGGGUUACAUUACCUGGGAAACUGAGCUUCCAACUUAUUUAGCUCAAGCAUUGGGUCUCAACUUGAAACAGAACAGCGCAAUCAAUGCUUUACGUUACAUGUCAAUGAGCAUUUCCCUUCUCGUUACUGGAUUCAUUUCGGAUGCAAUUGAACGCAGAAAUUUGAUCUCACGAACAACUUCACGGAAAAUAUUUGAAGCAAUUGCAUUAAUAGGACCAGCAGUUAUGACAAGUAUCAUUCCUUUCAUUACCAACAACACUGCAGGAAUUAUAACAGCAUUAGUUGUUUCAAUGACACUUUGGGGAUUCUGUGCUGGUGGAGAUAAUCCCAUGGUUGUUGAUAUUUCUCCUAUAAAUUCUGGAGCAAUUUAUGGUUUUACAGCUGGAUUAUCAAGUUUUCCUGGACCUUUGGCACCAUAUUUUGUUGGUUAUGUCUUGGAACUAGGCGGUGGAAAUCCAGAAGUAUGGAAUUAUGUCUUUUGGAGUUGCAGUUUGUUUUAUAUCAUUGGAGCUAUUUUCUUUACUAUUUUUGGAACCUCUAAAGAACAAGAUUUUGAAAAUUUUAAUAUGCCAACCAUAUUUGGUGGUAAACCAGAAGGAAAAGUGAUUAAUGUUGACUGUGAAAAGAGCAAACAGUCGGGCGAUGAGAAAAUAAGAAUUUAAAAUAAUUCGAACUGGAUUAACCACGAGCUGAUUGGACUUCAUCUUCAUGUUGAAUUUGAUUAAACCAAGAGUUGGCCAAGAUAAUAGAUGAACUAUCCAUUUUCAUUGUACAUUUCAAUUUCAUCCAUAGUUUGACCUUUUUUGGUUAUAAGGACGCUUCUUGGUCAAUUUUAAGAUUCAUCAUGCAAUUUCAUUAUUUUUUAUAUAAAAAUGAGCCAUCAAGAUCUAAUUUUCACCUAUUUAUCUACCGUGAUCAACUUUAGCUCAACUCGAAAAGCCUUCAAAUUACGUUUUUGGAUUACCUGUUGAUAAAUUGCAUCUCAUUUUUAUAUUUUUGGACAAAAUCAUUUCUUGAUUGCUCUUCGAUAAAUUUAUAUCAACUAUUUACCUGAUUAUAUGGAUGAAUCAAAAUCUCUUUUUACUGCUCAGUCAACAGGUGUACCAAUCCAACAGAACCAGAUACAACACAAUGCAAUACUUAUGAGAUUAAAGCUGUAUAUUGGUGACAAGCGUUCCUGAUUGAACAAAUGAACUUGAAGGUCUUUUGAUUAAUAUUCAAAUAAUUAGGACAAGGAUUAUGUUUCGUGAAAAGGACAAAAUACAAUUAUCUGCAGAAAUAGUUCAGAAUGCAUUAGAAUUAAAAGCAUCUGAUUAUGCUGAUUCCAACAGGCUAAAAUACAGAAAUAAAACACCAAUAAAGCUCAUACCUUUCCCUAGAUCCUGUUAUACAUUGAAUUACAAUCAAAUUUAUAUACAUAUUUUAAAUUGUAUCACUUUCUGAAUAUUUUAUACUUCAACAAAAACUCAAAACAAAAUCUAUGAUCAAUUAUUAAAACAAUUGUUGCCGAAAAAAGCA
Tetranychus urticae (two-spotted spider mite) is the source of this 2392-nucleotide messenger RNA. RefSeq names its product sialin. Gene Ontology annotation, molecular function: transmembrane transporter activity. Gene Ontology annotation, biological process: monoatomic anion transport; transmembrane transport. Gene Ontology annotation, cellular component: membrane. NCBI's taxonomy places the organism in Eukaryota, Metazoa, Arthropoda, Arachnida, Trombidiformes, Tetranychidae. The record is from RefSeq and is a predicted model, not a curated record.